AUGACUACCUCGGAAAAAGACGCCCUUCUUCUGGGGGAAUCGUUACAUUCUCGAACAACUCUUCAAGUUGUUCUGGAAUCCCUGAUAUACGGUUUCAUCGCUGCUGCUGGAUUUAAAGGAAAUCUUCUCGCUCUUUACAUCGUUUACAAAACUCCGAGACUACGUAAUGUAUCAGGGCUCUUUGUUGCUUCACUCGCCCUGUCAGAUAUUGCCAUGUGUCCUAUUGUUGUUCCGCCAUCUUUGAUAACCCUAAUAGCAGGUCGCUGGACUUGUGGCUUCAUUGCAUGUCAGCUUCAAGGCUUUGUUGUCUUAGCAUCAGUGGCUGCCUCGCUGCAGACCAUGGCCCUUAUGUCUAUAGAUCGAUAUUUCCGCGUUAUUUCCGCGUCCAAUGAAACAUCGAAGUUUAUUCACCAUGCCACGCGCACGGUUAAUGGCCGCAGUCCCUUAUCUUGCCAGUGGUAG
Molecule: messenger RNA, 462 nt
Organism: Orbicella faveolata
Lineage: Eukaryota; Metazoa; Cnidaria; Anthozoa; Scleractinia; Merulinidae
Product: melatonin receptor type 1A-like
Source: RefSeq, a predicted model, not a curated record